This is a messenger RNA of Drosophila obscura, 2012 nucleotides long. It is a transcript of the gene ppk12, whose product is annotated as pickpocket protein 28. The coding region runs from base 129 to 1889 and encodes 586 amino acids. Gene Ontology annotation, molecular function: ligand-gated sodium channel activity. The record is from RefSeq and is a predicted model, not a curated record. NCBI's taxonomy places the organism in Eukaryota, Metazoa, Arthropoda, Insecta, Diptera, Drosophilidae. Gene Ontology annotation, cellular component: membrane. Gene Ontology annotation, biological process: sodium ion transmembrane transport. The transcript has 7 exons.
AGGAUUUACAUACUUCGACGCAAAUCACCGCAAUCGAUGGAGAGCAUUAAUUAUUUGGGUCUUUAAUGUGAUGGGGCGUUGGCUUUACUCGUUGCUGAUUGCUCCUUGCCCUCAGAUAUUAGGUAUUUAUGGAGACAUCAGCAGGAAUUAGCUUAAUAGUUGUAAUGGAGUCUUCGGUAAAGCGAGAAAGGCAGGGAUCCUCCAUGUUUCUGUUGAGAAGCUUUGGCAGGAGUCUGCAGGAAUUUCUCAGGAGCACGGGACUGCAUGGCCUGAAGUUUGUGGGAGACUCCAGUCUCAGCAGCUGGGAGAGAUCCUUUUUCUUUUGCUCAUUUGUGGUCGCCUUGGUGGUCACGUGCAAUCUCAUCGUGAACAUCUACGCCAAGUGGGAUAGCACACCGGUGAUAAUUGGGAUCAGUCCACAGGCCACCUCCAUUUUGAAAGUACCCUUUCCGGCCAUCACCAUAUGCAACAUGAAUCAGGUGCAGAGCAGCCAAGUGUCGCAUUACAAAGAGGGCUCCGACGAAAGCGCCAUUUUGAAGCUGUUGUGUAACUCCGAAAUGGAGGAAUCUGCCGACCUUGACGAUGACCUGUCCCACUCAAACUUUGCCCGGAAUACCCUGCGGAUAUCUGAUUUCGUUUCGAAUCACUCGCAGCACUGCGAUAAGAUGCUGCUCUAUUGCAGAUUCAAUGCCGUGGAGCACAACUGCUCGCACCUGUUCCAGCAGCUCAUGACGGACGAGGGACUGUGCUGUGUAUUCAACUUUCAGCCACCAGAGUUCCUCUAUAAGCCAUUUUCAAAUAGCAGACGAAAUUUGACAAUGCAGAAUGGUUUUAGGGCGGUCAAAUGGAAUCCAGAGACAGGCUAUCCCGACAUAUUACCAGCCAAAUAUUAUCCAGCAACAGCAAUUGGGACUGGGAUUACGCUGGGAUUUAGCGCUGUUCUCGAUGCACAGAUGAGAGAGUACUACUGCUCUUCGACGAAUGGACCCGGCUUCAAGGUAUACUUUCACAAUCCAACCGAAGUGCCUGUUGUCAAGGAGGCUGGACUCAUCACCGCCAUUGGCUAUGAGACCAACUACCGCAUGGAGGUGGUACGCGCCGAGUCAGUGCCAGCCAUUCGCUCCAUUUCGCGGGAUGGUCGCCAGUGCCUGUUCGGUAACGAGAAGGAGCUGAUAUUCUACAAGACGUACACGCGGCUCAAUUGCGAGAACGAGUGCAUGGCUGGAUACUUGUAUGUGUCCUGUGCCUGCAUACCCUUCGACUAUCCGCAGAUCUAUAGCAAUGCCACAACGUGUGGCGUCAAAGAUACUUUCUGUUUGCGACGGGCCCAACAGGCGGCCAUCCGUCCAGGCUGGGUCAAGUGCCGGCAGCAGUGCCUGCCCAGCUGCUUCGACCUGAGCUAUCUGGCCAGCGGCUUCGCCUUUCCGCUGGCCACCAGCAAAUUCCAAUUGUCCAAUCCGCUGGUGGAGAGCAUAAACAAAUCGUAUCUGAGUGAGAAUAUAGCCGUCAUCAAUGUCUACUACCGUGAGUCCGUCUACUAUGGCAACAUGAAGAACGCCUAUGUGGGAUUGACAGAGUUCCUGUCCAACAUUGGUGGCGUGAUGGGCCUCUUUAUGGGCUUCAGCGUAAUCUCUUUGGCGGAAAUAUUUUACUUUCUCUUUCUGAAACCCCUCGUAGAGCUCUUCCUUUGGAAAAGAUCGGCCCAGGUUGACGCUCAAAACACAACCCUAAAGCAUAAUGCAUUUGCAAUAGAACAACCAGAGAUAUCCGAUAACAAAGCCAUCAUCUGGCAUGCACGAGAACUGUACCCACAGGGUGUAGCGCUAAAGCACAGCAGAAAACUAAAGAGGAACCGAAAUAAUACCCGUACAAAUUUAUUCAGCCACUGAGCAAUAAUAGAACAGAAUUGCAAAUGCGGUACUAAAUUAUUUAUCGUUUACAUAUGUAAGUAAAUAACUGCCAUCUCAUGCAUAUGAGUUUGCUGACCAGCAAAAAGACAAAUACCAAUUCAU